Molecule: messenger RNA, 5335 nt
Organism: Tachysurus fulvidraco (yellow catfish)
Lineage: Eukaryota; Metazoa; Chordata; Actinopteri; Siluriformes; Bagridae
Gene: srpk2
Product: SRSF protein kinase 2
Exons: 16
Coding region: 621-3140 (839 amino acids)
Biological process (GO): regulation of mRNA processing; protein phosphorylation; spliceosomal complex assembly
Molecular function (GO): protein kinase activity; ATP binding
Source: RefSeq, a predicted model, not a curated record
GUUCAGAGCUCUGUUGUUGUGCAGAGAGCUGCAGAAGGGCCUGCCGAGCCAACCGCUGUGCCGAGAUACAGACAGAAAGAGAGAGAGAGAGAGAGAGCGACAGAGAGAGAGAGCGAAAGAGAAGGAGGAAGAAGAGGUAGCAGCAGGCAGACAGUGUAGACAGUGCGAGGGAGCUCCAGGCUUCAUUUCAGGGGUGAGCAGAGGACAAUAGUGUCAACAGAAUGAAAGAAUUUAUCCUCUAAGCCUGAAAAGAAAGUGAAAGGAGAGGCAGAGGAAAGGAAGGAAGGAAGGAAGGAGAAAAGGAGGGAGGAAUCGAGGUGAGGAGGGGCUCCUCACGGUGUCGGAGUCUGCUCAAACCCUGCAAGAUUUCAUCUCCCCUCCAUUCUGUUAUUCGAGCUACGUUUCAUCGUUUGCCCUCCAUCCUUUCUUUCUGCACGGUGGAAGAGAGGAGCGGAGGAGGACGAGGCAGCCCUCCUCCCUUGUCUCAGUGGAGCAGCACAGAAAGGAGAUGAGAAGAGUGAGACUCUGAACGAGGAGAGGCAGAUACACACAGAGUGUUUAAUUCAUUUCUGGUCGCCUCUGUCGUUCCUCCGGGAGCGAGCGGCUCGAAGCCUCUGCUCAUGUCCGUCAACUCGGAAAAAUCAUCGUCCCCGGAAAGGCCCGAGACACAGCAGAAAGUUCCGUCCGCUCCUCCUCCCCCUCCUCCUCCUCCUCCACCUCCUCCACCACCCCAACCCGAGCCAGUCGCUCCUCCAGAACCAGAGGAAGAGAUUUUGGGCUCAGAUGAUGAGGAACAGGAGGAUCCGGCUGACUACUGCAAAGGAGGGUACCAUCCAGUGAAGAUAGGGGAUCUGUUCAAUGGGAGGUACCAUGUGAUCAGAAAGCUAGGCUGGGGUCACUUCUCUACUGUCUGGCUGUGUUGGGAUAUCCAAGGGAAGCGCUUUGUGGCGAUGAAGGUGGUGAAGAGCGCUCAGCACUACACAGAGACGGCACUAGACGAGAUCAAACUGCUCCGAUGUGUGCGUGAGAGCGACCCUACUGACCCCAACAAAGACAUGGUGGUUCAGCUCAUCGAUGACUUCAAGAUCUCUGGGAUAAACGGGAUCCAUGUGUGUAUGGUGUUUGAAGUCCUUGGACACCAUCUACUGAAAUGGAUCAUCAAGUCGAACUAUCAGGGCCUGCCUUUACCGUGUGUCAAGAGCAUCAUUAAACAGGUCCUGCAGGGUCUGGAUUACCUCCACACUAAGUGCAAGAUCAUUCACACAGACAUCAAACCAGAAAACAUCCUCAUGUGUGUGGACGAUGCCUUCGUCAGGCGAAUGGCGGUCGAAGCCACCGAGUGGCAGAAAGCUGGAGCGCCUCCUCCCUCUGGAUCUGCGGUCAGCACAGCACCGCAACUCAAGCAGGUGGGGAAGAUCUCCAAGAACAAAAAGAAGAAGCUGAAAAAGAAGCAAAAGCGACAGGCGGAGCUGCUGGAGAGACGCAUGCUGGAGAUAGAGGCGCUGGAGAGGGAGGCCGAGAAACAGAAAGCCAACGAAGGGAUAAACGCUCCGCCGGGACCCGCGCUAGCGCUCGCGGAGAGUGAAGACGAGGAUGACGAAGAUGAUGACAUAGAGGAAGAAGAGGAAGGAGAGGGAGACAGGGAUCAGCCUGUUAGAUUAACCAACCACACAUGUGCAGCUCCACAACAGCAGGAAGAUGGAGAGGACUGUGAAGUGCCUCCCAAAACAGACUUACCUGUCGUCGAAGAUCCCUCAGCGGACACAGAGAACAGCGCACCGCCACACGAAGACAGCAACCACCCUGCAAAUGACGAGGAAGAGGAUGAGGAGGAAGAAGAAGAAUCCGAAGAAGACGCGGAAGAGCGGGACAAAGUGACAGGACGGGACACGACCGAAGCAGGUCUGGAAGAAUCGAAAGAAGAAGUAGACAGGCUCGAACCUGUAUCUUCUGACGAGAAGCCGGAACCAAAGACAGAUGAGUGUGUGAAGGAGGAGCAGCCUGAGCUGCCAAAAGAAGAAGGAGAAAGAAGAGAAGAGGAAGGCGACGAGGAAGACGAAGAUGAUGACGAGAGUGACGACGACGACGACGACGAUGAAGCGGAGGAUGAACCCCAGGAGCUUAGGAACUCCACGGAGACCCACAACAACACCUUAAAAACCAACGGUCAUGCGGUGGUGGACGCAAAUCAUCCAUCAGAUGUUGUGCCCAUCGUGCCCUCACCCACACCUCUGCUGUGCCCGCUGGUGGAGUCAGAGCUCAGCGCCACUGACCGGGACGCCUCUGAUGCGUCUUAUGAGCUAUUCAACGGAGAGACGGCGGCACUCAGGAAUGGCGGCAGACACCGAGCCACAGCACCGCGCUUUCCCGAGCUCCCUCUGGACCCUGACGUGGACGAGUGCGAGCCUGAGGAAGGAGAGACGAACCUGAACCCCGAUGCCGAGCGCAGUCGCACCGUCUCGUCCUCCAGCACCGGAGACACUCCUAAAGCUAAAUCACGAGCAGCCGACCUGCUGGUGAAUCCUCUCGACCCUCGCAACGCCGACGUGCUCCGGGUGAAGAUAGCGGACCUGGGCAACGCCUGCUGGGUGCACAAACACUUCACAGAAGACAUCCAGACACGGCAGUACCGCUCUAUCGAGGUUCUAAUCGGUGCUGGUUACAGCACUCCUGCAGACAUCUGGAGCACCGCCUGUAUGGCGUUCGAGUUGGCGACAGGAGACUAUCUGUUUGAGCCGCAUUCGGGGGAAGACUACUCACGUGACGAAGAUCACAUAGCCCACAUCAUAGAGCUCUUGGGCUGUAUUCCACGCCACUUUGCUCUGUCUGGAAAAUAUUCUCGGGAGUUCUUCAACCGGAGAGACCACAUCGCUCUGAUUACGGAGCUGCUGGGGAAUGUCCCACGUAAAGUCGUCACCGCAGGGAAAUACAGCAGUGAGUUCUUCUCUAAGAAAGGCGAGUUGCGGCACAUCACUAAACUCAAGCCGUGGUCUCUGUUCGACGUCCUGGUGGAGAAGUACGGCUGGUUGGCCGAGGACGCCGCCCACUUCACAAACUUCCUGUUGCCCAUGCUGGAGAUGGUUCCAGAAAAACGCGCCUCGGCGAGAGACUGCCUCAAUCAUCCCUGGCUGAACUCGUAGCACCUUCACACCUCUAGCUCUUUUCCCCUAGUGGCAGGCUUCAGGACUGCACCCUGCUCUCAGUCUGGGGGAGAGAAAGAGGUCGAGAGAGACCAAGAGAGAGAGAGAGAGAGAGAUAGAGAGAGAGAUAGAGAGAGACGGAGAGAGUGAAUAGGGGGAAGGAAGGUGUAUGUGGACUAAUGUAAGUCUGGACCAUGCUGGAGUGGAAAUGUGCAUUCAAUAUACACUCUGUUUUACACACACACACACACACACACACACACACACACACACACACACACUAACUAAAAAAAAUAACAUGAGAAGGAAUAUGUGAUAAAAAAAAAAAAAACAGUGGAGUGAAACUAAUUACCCUUUAGCUCCAGAGUCCCCGGGUUCGAUCUUUGACUCGGGUUACUGUCUGUGUGAAGAUCCACUUUCUCACGAUGUCCGCAUGGGUUUCCUCAGAGUUUUCCGGUUUCCUUCUUCACACCACUAGGUGGAUUGGCGAUAAUCAGAUCUGAAUCCCAUCAAGAGUGUUCCAGCCUCACACCCAGUGAAACAGGCUCUGGCUCCAUCGUGACCCUCAGUCGAUUAAGCUACACGAUACCCGAUCACACGAUUAAAGGCUACGGCCCAAUCGGCAUCCUUAAAGUUUGGGCUAAAAGAAAGCACCAAAAUGUCCUUGAACCAGAGUCAAAAAGAAGCAACGGUUUUCUUGCCUCGAUACUCGAGCGUUCAAAGUCCGAUCUGCUCCAAACACAUCAAGGAACCUCGACCGUCGUAGUCACUGUGAGCUGCAGGACGGAAUAUGGUGUAUGUAUGUAUGUGUCAGUGCUACUGCUAUAACCUUUUCUGAUGGAAGUAGUCCACCAUUUCUCACACCUCUCUCUCUCUCAGCCUCUGUCCCCCCCUUACAGAGACAGAGCCCCCUGAGCCAAGGUUCUGCCACAGAACUGUUUACAGCCCUCCUUCAAGCCCAAACCUCUACUAUCACCUCCAACGCCACUGUUCGUGCCCCUGCAGACACACACACAGGAGACUCCAAACACAGAGUAUACAGACUGUGGCGUACAGAGUACGAAACGAACAGAAGAGCCAUCUACCGACUGCUUCGUGUCACUCCUGUGGUUUUUCUCCGAGCUGGCGAAAACGUGUGCGCGUUUGACUCGUGUCGAGAGACUUUUACUUCGUCUGUUUCAUUCAUUCUGCUGUUUUUGAAAAACUGCUCGAAGCCUCGACAUGGACGGGUCUUGUGGGAACCACGUACUGUAAACACACGCUCUCUAAAGCAUUCCACAACCGCUCCUAACACACACACACACACACACACACACACGCACACACACACACACGCUUUCUUCCAUUCAAAAACAUCAACUUAUUUUCCUUCCGCAGCCCCAUCACAAGACCAUAAGAUUACCGCCCCAAAUCAGUCCGGUUCUGUUCGAGGUGUAAAAAAAAAAAAAAAAACACACAAGCCCGAGGUUGCGCUUGCGUCGCAUUUGUUCAGGGAUCACGAUCAGUGUAAAGAGCGCAAACGGACGCUCUAACGAACCUACUGACGUCAUCGCCGCCGCGAAACAGAAACACGGCUCAAGGCUGAGACGGAGGGGCCUCGUGGAACGGAGUUCUACGCUGAAGUGUGUGUGUGUGUGUGUGUGUGUGUGUGAGAAAAGGACACACAACCCCACCCGCUCCAGCUCGCGCCCAGUACCACCGGCCCUCUUCCACCCUCCCGCUCCAUCUCAUCACCUAUUUUCGCAAUAAAAAAAAAAAAGUAUAAGUAGAUGGUGAAGUAUUUUUAAAAACAAUAUUUAAAAAGAAAAAAAAAAGGACUUCUGAUCGUCGUGACGGUGACCGGAUAUCGUCUUAUUAUUGAGGUGAUUGUGUUUUUGUCUGUUUAGAGAUGUAUUGAUUUUUUUUUUUGUAAUUACGAUCAUUAUAAAUUACUGUUAUUGCCAUUCACGAUUUUAUUUUAUUUACAUUUGGUUGUCAUCCCCCCCCCCCCGUUAGAGUGAACAGUGCUGCUCUGUAUGGACUAGUGUGAUGCUGAUCACGUUUGAUCAAACAGUUUUGCAAUAAUAGUGAAUUUUUGCACCAAAAGCUCAUGAUCUCUCACCUUAGCCAUCCUGACUGUUCUUCCCGACGUCCACGGUUACAUCUCGUCUGUUUUUCCAUCGACAGAUUUAAUAAAAUUAUAUAUUAAUGGCUCA